CCAGACAAGAAAGGACGCCAAGCACACCCCAGAUCCAGGAAGGAAUGGUCCAGGAUGCUGAAACUGAGGAUCUUAAAUACUGUAGCUCCCUCGUACUUUCUUGGAGUCUCCAUCACCACCAUGAUCCUUCAGAGUUUUGUUUUCAUUCCCACUAUUUUUGCUGAUGACUUCAGAAGGCCAUGGUCAUACUGUGGCUGCCAUUUCACUUUCUUUCUCUACAUCUCAGUUAAUGUUCUGGGGAACUACUUCUUGAUCCUGUGGUACCCAUCAGAGAGCCUACAGAGCAGCAAGCCCUUCCCCGAUGGGAACGAAACCCUACAACCAGGCAGCCACUUCUGCAAGUUGUGCAGCAAAGUUAUCCUGAGGCGGGACCACCAUUGCUUCUUUACAGCAAACUGUAUCGGGAACAGGAACAUGCGUUACUUUCUGAUGUUUGGAUGGUACACCUCUAUUGUCUGUCUCUAUUCCUUAGUGGUAGGUGUAGCGUACCUAAGUGUGGAAUACCAUCUCUCCUUUGAGAAUCCUCUCACCUUUCUCACUCUCCUUCCCCUCUCCUUCUUUCACUUCUUCUUCAGUAUGAUCCCUUCGUUUCAGUUGUUCCUCGUCCUGAUGCUGUACAUCUGGUUAGGGAUUGGGCUCACCUGCGCUGGGUUCUGCUGCCAACAGAUUCUUUUGGUGGCUCGAGGUCGUACCUGGUACCACCUGAAGAAAGGGAUGCCCGCGGUACGCUGCACUCCGUGGGGGGUUAAUCUUCAGGAUGUGUUCGGGAAGCGUUGGUUGCUGGGAUUCUUCUUCCCGAUUCCAACGGUACAUGUGGAUCCAAAGGACAAAUUGAAUUGA
This is a messenger RNA of Carcharodon carcharias (great white shark), 840 nucleotides long. RefSeq names its product zinc finger DHHC-type palmitoyltransferase 22 (gene zdhhc22). NCBI's taxonomy places the organism in Eukaryota, Metazoa, Chordata, Chondrichthyes, Lamniformes, Lamnidae. Gene Ontology annotation, biological process: protein palmitoylation. Gene Ontology annotation, molecular function: palmitoyltransferase activity. The record is from RefSeq and is a predicted model, not a curated record. The transcript has 2 exons. Bases 55 to 840 code for a protein of 261 amino acids. Gene Ontology annotation, cellular component: Golgi apparatus.